AUGAGACGUAUCCGCCAUCCUGAUCCGAGCGGCGGCGCGGCUGUGAAGCACAAGAGGAAUAAUGGUUGCGGAUGCAAUAACGACAACUCCUUUCGGAACAAGAAGAAAACGCUCAGGGACUCCGGCGAGGGUUUCCGCCACAACGCCGCCGUCGCCGUCGAUUCGGAAAAUUUAGUCCGGCGCUACCCCAAACACUCCCCCGAAGAGAAGAUGAAAGGAAUCGCCACGUCGGCGGGGUCGUUGGAAUAUAUCUCCCCGACCGAAAAGCCAAAGAUUCGCCUCGUACGUGGCGAGGAGUGCGGGGCGUCCUAUGAUGUCUGCGCGAUAUGCGGCGACGCGAAGCCGCACGGGGCGAUGUGGCGAGGCGGGGCCCGCUGCCGGCACUCCUACUGCGAGGCCUGCAUCAAGGGAUACGUGGGCGGAAAAGUGAAAGAAAACAUUCACAAGAUUAAAUGCCCGGAAUCGGAUUGCAAGAGGAAUCUGGACUUGAAAUUCUGCCGGGAGUUAUUAGCGGAGUUUAAGGAAGUUGUGGAAACGUGGGUGGAUGCUAAACGGGAGGCGAAGGUUUUGGGGAAUCCGAGGUGGAUAAAGUGCCCGUUUAAAGAAUGCUCCAAAAGGUUCGUGGAUGAUGGGAAGGGGUUCUUGACCACAGCGUGCCCUAAGUGGUGGAGAGUGUUCUGCAUGGGGUGUAAGGUGGAGUGGCAUAUGGGAAUGACCUGUGGGCAGUAUAAUAAGAUGUCAAGAGAGAUUAUAGAUCUCUUAGAAGAUGAUGAAAUUGUUUCCUGGAUUAGUCUCCUCUGA
Molecule: messenger RNA, 801 nt
Organism: Ipomoea triloba (trilobed morning glory)
Lineage: Eukaryota; Viridiplantae; Streptophyta; Magnoliopsida; Solanales; Convolvulaceae
Product: probable E3 ubiquitin-protein ligase ARI10
Exons: 1
Coding region: 1-801 (266 amino acids)
Biological process (GO): positive regulation of proteasomal ubiquitin-dependent protein catabolic process; protein polyubiquitination; ubiquitin-dependent protein catabolic process
Cellular component (GO): ubiquitin ligase complex; cytoplasm
Molecular function (GO): ubiquitin protein ligase activity; ubiquitin conjugating enzyme binding; zinc ion binding
Source: RefSeq, a predicted model, not a curated record